Messenger RNA from Lagopus muta (rock ptarmigan), 7038 nucleotides. RefSeq names its product chromosome 16 C20orf85 homolog (gene CIMIP1). The transcript is spliced from 5 exons. The coding region runs from base 1 to 630 and encodes 209 amino acids. The record is from RefSeq and is a predicted model, not a curated record. Lineage: Eukaryota; Metazoa; Chordata; Aves; Galliformes; Phasianidae.
AUGACGAGUAGCGUCCAGAAAAUAAGUGAAAAUGAUGGAGAACGAACUACAGCAGCGCACCUCCCUGCUCUCCUCAGGAAGCGGCGGGCGCUGGCAGCCCUUCGCCUGCACAACACGGGUCAUCUGCCGUUCGAGGAGCGCCGCUCUCUCUGGAGAGCAAACAACGGAGCCGCUCCGCGCCCCGGCCGCGCGCACGGCCACGCGCUCAUUGCCCCGCAACGGCCGCAGCGCGCGGCCCCGCCCGGCAGGGAAAUGGCAGAGCCGCGCAGCGCCGUGGCUGAGGACAGCUGCUGGAAACGAUAUGUUGAAAGUGAGCUUGAAACUGCAAGAAGAUGGUCUCACAAAUGGGGAUUUUUGAAAACAGCUCUUGAGGAGUUGACUGAAGAUGAAAAGAAAAAAAAACCAAAGCCCAAGAUACAGCUUCCAGAGCAUCUGCGGAUUCGACCUGUGACACCUGUGGAAAAAUAUAUUAAGGUGGAUCCAUCUCCUCCAGUUCCAAGGACUUCCCAGGGAUUUAUUGGCUGGAGAUCAGCUGUUCCAGAGCUGCAACUUGAACGUUGUUUUCAAAUCCAGAGCUGCAAAGGCGCCUUCUCCAAGGAUCUGCACUGGCCACGCGAGCCCUCUGACUGACAGUAGGAAACAGCAGCUGGGCACACAGAAGCACUUGCAUUCCAAAGUUAACAUUCACCAGUGGAUUGUUCAAUGCCUCUAUAAGCACCCACAAUCACUGUGGCAAUGUGUGAACAUCACAAUGCAGCAUUUAGCUUGGUGCAGAUUUUUUGGAACCUAUAGCAUUCAUGCUGUGAAUACUGCUUCUGAGUUGCCUAGUUUCCAGUAGAGCUGCCUGAUUGGUUUAAGUAAAGCUUACAAAGGCCGUUCAGUAAAAUAAAGUCACUUUCUAAAAGCAGUUUUGGUAUCAGAAGAGUUUUUUGUUGUUCAGAAUAUAAGUUUCUAAGCAUAAGUUUCAAAACAAAAAUAUGCCACCAAGUAUUUAUGUUGCUGCAGAUUUUUUAUACCAAUGUUUAUAUCAAUCAGGACUGGUAUGAACUCAGAAACAGACUGUUGAAGUCUAAGUAACUUCAUUUAAAAAAAAAAAAGAGAGAGAGAGAGAAGCUAAAUUGGCCUUCAAGUAUUUUCUUGCACUGAAAAUUUCUAAAUACAUCCAUCUUCAUACAUCAUUUAACACGUUUUGUAUAAAAAAGACAAUGUGUUAUCAAAUCACUGCUUAUGGCAGGCCUAUUUUCAGAAAUAUUUGUGUAGAAACAAAAAUAAACACAUGAACACCACAGCAGCUUCUUGAAUAACCCACCAGGCGUUCCUCAGUUUAUCACACACUCCCUCUUUGGUUGGAAGGUUCGUCACACAGCACUGAGGUUUGGCUGCUUUUGGAAUCUCACCUGUAUCCUGCUUACCAAACACAGCAGCAUAGCAACCACAGCACAGUACGAUACAGCAUGGAGAGAGAAAAUAAAGUACAUUUCCACACUGUCACCUGCCAUUAAAUCAAUCAAAUAUCUGAGCGAGGAUCGGAAUCAGCACUGGGUCCCUCCUGCCUCGCACUCUCAGAUAAAGCUGUGUGAAUUGGUUCCUCCUGUAAGCGAUGAGGAAUCCAAGGUGUUUGGUUCAGAAUGGACACGUUGGAUGCUGUUCAACACUUCUUGCUAUGGUUUUAGCAAAGCAAAUGGAGAUGAGAGGAACGUGUUAACAGCAAACCACAUGAAUACCUGUUUACAUACAAGAGAUUGUUUCUGAAAUCUGUAGAAUUUGUUCUCUUGUACGCAGUCUUGCAAACUAAACUACAUUUUACAUUACACACAUGUUCAUUAACAGUAAGGGAUUGCCAUGGGAGCUAUUGGUGCAGCUAUCUCAGUGUUGGAGGGCUCAGCCUUGCACUUCAUCACCCACCUGCAGAUUUGCCAGGACUUCUGAAAACUCACAAGGAGCCUCAUUUAGGUGCAGCAGUUGUUUGCAGAUUCUAGUUCUAGUUAACUAAUGGAUAACAUUCAAAAACUGUUAAACAAAUGGCUCCAAGAAGUCCAUACAGGCAAUUCUUAGUAGUCCUCAUUACUUAGGGAGAAAAGGCUUUCCUCUGUAAUCCUGCUGCUAGAUCUCCACUGUUUUCUGCAGCAAUCAAUUCGUGCUUGAGUCAGCACUGAGCCCUUGGCUUUCAUAGCAGUAGGUCAGCAGCAUUUGUUCUUUCCCUCUUCCCAAGAAAUGACUCACAAUGAUCAACAGCCCACCUACUUUUUUUACAUCCAGUUCCAAGUGCCCACAAAAUAACUAUGUUUUACUUUUUCCAUAUUCUUUACAAAUAAUGGAGAAGUGAAUCAUAUCCUUUGGAAAAAUUACUGAAGAAUGAGAAUACGCAGCAGAACUGCAGCCUUCAAAAACAGAAUAAAGAAUUACUUGGAAUCACACACUGGAAAUUUAAACUAAAUUGCGCUUUAGCUACUAAGUAUACAUGUUAAACUGUUCAAUGAAAAAGCAAGAUAAUUAUAUUUUACAUCAUUUUUCAAUUUUAAGUGCUUUCCUGUCAUUGCUAUGUUUCUGUAUUUAUAUAAGUGUGUGUCUCCAUAUGUAACAUGGUUCCUCAGCUUUUAAGGUCACGCACAGAUACUUUUAUUCUUGUUUGAUUUAGAUAAACCAGUAUUGUAACAUUAAUAUGUAAUUUGGUAGCAAUAAAAUUACAUGGAUUCCAGCAAAAUGAAAGGGGAGCUUCACAACCACAGUUUUAAAAUGUUACAUUACAGGUCCAGAGCUGGCAUCUGAUAUCCAGUAGAUGUUUGUAUAUAGUGAAAACCAACUCCGUAUGAGUCACUGAUUUUGGAAGCCCAAAUAAGCUCCUUGUCCACCACCCAUCGUUGGACAUUUCUGAAUCUUAUUUCCAAUGUCUGAGUAUUGACUCCAUAUGAGCAAUUAAGUGGUGUUUUUUUUCUUUUUUUUCUUUUUUUUACUAUACUUUCUAUCAUUUAUAGUGCUUUUACUUCCAGAAAUACUUUAUAAAGAUAAUUUGGAGGAUGCAUAAACAUUAUUGCCUAAAAUUUUAACUUCCUAUAAGGUAAAUCUGUGAAGUGCUGAUCCAUACAUUUAGGAUUUUGGUAUUCAAGAAUACACAAGCUAGAAACCUUUCUUUUCCCAGCACAUUUAAUUUGACCUUUCAUACCUAAAAAAUGUGUGAAGUGGUUUUAGAUUUGCAACUGACAACGUACUGCCCAGUCAACUGCCUCAGUCGUGAGCCCAACUUGCUGAUACAGGAUUAUUAAAUCAUCUUGUAAGGUUUAAACCUGGCAUCUCAUUUCUGGAAAUUAACCUAUUUUUUGGAGCCAAGUUGCACACAUAAAUGUCACUGCAUGCUGUAAAAUAUCACACUAUUUCCAAGGUCGGGAUGGUGUUAGUAAAUUCAGUGCACAUCGUGGGGGAAAGGCUUCAUAACAAAAUUAAAUCACUUCAAAAAUGCAGCAAAAGUUGGGAGAAAUGUAAUUCUGUACAAACAUCUAAGCCUGUGCUCCUAUGCAAGUCGGAGCAGAAAGAGCUGUUUCUAAACAUGCAUAAAAUGUUACAUGGAUUAUUUUUAACCAAAAUUUGAAAAUGAGAUGCUAUUUGUCUUCUAUGCUCCAGUGUAAGCUUCAUUUAAUGUAGACAUUCAUCAUGCUUUUGGUGGCCUGAGGCUCCCACCAGCAAAGUGAAACAGCAAUUCCUCCUUAGCUGACUCACAUUUUUCAGAGAGCUGAAGCCAUCUUGUCUUCUGACUGCGCUUUCAGUUCAAUUUCCUUGCUAUCAUGCUGCUGUUAAAGAGAAACUGCAGAGUACGCUUUCAGAAUUCUACAUGCAAAAAUACUUGUGUAUUUUGUACACAACCAACAGCAAUACAUGAAAUCAGCCACACACCUUUUGUGACUGUGGAUGUGUGAUGAAAUAAUAGUAGGGACUUGAGUUACAGUUGUAUUUAAGUUGAAGAACUAUGAAAUCAGAAUUAUCCUUCUCAUAAGCACUUGCUUGCCCAUUCACACGUAUCAUUUCCUUCAGUGAAGGAUUCUUUGUGGUUUCUUGCACAUUCUACAAAGCACCAAACACUAGCCAUUAUCAACCAGCCCCAAACCUCUACUCCCACGCGAAGCCCAGUCCAGGUCACUCCUUGCAUUAGGUUUCUAAAUGCAAAACCCUAAAUGUCAUUGCAGCAAGACAGAUAAGGCCUGCUCACAAACUAUUACCUCCUUCCUGGCUCCUGUGGUUUUCACAUCCCAUCACACUGUUAUUUAACUGGUCGAAAGCUUGUCAAAUAAUUCCAUAGGACUACAGUGUAAUAAACUGAACUGUACUGGAAAAUGAUACCAUCGUGCUGUGACACUGAUUGGGUUCAGUGUAAAAAAUGCUACCCCUUUGAUCUGCUCUAUCAGACAUGGAAAGGACAAGCCAUAAAGCAGUGUUCAAAACAAAACCAGAAACUUUCCAGAACUAACAAAGAAAUUGCUAACAUCUGAUUCACAUUACACCAGCAAAACAGAAGUCUGGAGAAGGACCUUGUUUUGAUCAGAUGACUUGGAGAUAUUCUUGAUCUUAGGGUCGCUCACACACAUCUCAACACUUGCUAUGUUACGAAGAACAAGGAGAUUAGAAGACCAUUCUUUCUUGUACAUCUGGGUGGUACGUUUAUUUUCAUAAAGGUUUCUAACAGAAAACUCUCUGAUAUAACCUGAACAGGACAGCUUUUCAUCUCAGAGCCAAAACUCUCAGCAUGCUGUCACCUUUAAAGUAAGAUACACUUACCAGUCUGAGCACUGUGUUUUGUACACCCUUACAGAGCAUGAAACAUUCAAAACUCUCCCAAGGCAGUCAAGCCACUGAGCACCUAGCACAAAGCAUGCAGAGCAACUGGGAAGAGCGUUCUGAAGCACUUGUCUUUGCCCCUCUGCUGCUCAUGAGCUGCCUUCAGCUGGCUGCCAUGUAACAACGGGUUGCACACAGUGCUGGGGGAGGCAGAGCAGCAGAUGCUCAGAGAAGGAUCAGAUGGGAUCAGACAUAAAAGUAAACACAACAAGUUAAUUUUAAUUCCUAUUUGCUUAAGCAUACGCAGCUCUACUUGCUAUAACACACAAAACUCUUAGUGGACACAUGAGGCAAUCUAUUCUUCAGAACACUGCCACUUCCAAAGGUUGUAAAGCAGAUCAGCAGAAAGCAUCAUUGCUUCUGAUCCCCAGUGUGAGAUUUUUCCAGCCUUCGAUGCUUUUUUCAUUCUCAAGUCAGUACAGUGAUCUCAAAAGUAACAUAACACAGCCUCAGUAAACUUUCUGUGAGUACAAAAAAUUCACCAUGUUUUGCAACAGCACAGGAAAUUGUAGAUCAAAGCCUGGUUGUUACCUCUAGGCACAUUAUUUCUUUUGUAAGAAAUGAGAACAUCUGAAAAAACGGAACUUGAAGUAAGCAUGUUUCCUCCCCUUUGGAAAUACCUAAGCAAGGUUACAUGUUACGUUAUACUCCGUACAUUAGAGCACAGUGCAUUAUAAUUUCUUCUUUAGAGAGUAACUCUGAGGAUAAUUACCUGUCCUGCCUUUUGUAUCUUUUAAGUUUAUUGUUCCUGAUUUGCAAUGGUAACAAAAAGCUACGGAUUUUGAGGACAACUGAGAAAAAAUUGUUUUUCACCCAGGAGUGAAAAAUUCCUUCUUUUCAGUAGGAAUUACCUAAAAGUUCUGCAUUUCCUGUCAACAAACUGAGAAAACUCUCAGUUUUUCCUACAUUUCUCCCAUGGCCCUGGGCAAGCUGGCCCAGUAUUACAUAGGGAGGUUGGUGGCCCUGCCUGUGGCAGGGGGUUGGAGAUUCGUGAUCCUUGAGGUCCCUUCCAACCCGGGCCAUUCUGUGUUUCUGUGCUGAAGUUUACCCAGCUGAAGUUACGAGGGUUUGGUCUGAAUUCAUUUUGUGUUGAAGGAUCUUUAAACCCACGGCCAUUGCAUGCUUAUUACAAUAAUGAAUCAAACUACAACUUUAAGGAUUCUCCAGUUUCACUUAACUGUUUUGGAAUAGAGGAAAGCACUGCAUCACUAAAAAAAUUAUAAUAACAGAUAACACAUAUUUAUAGACUUUAAUGUGAACCAGCUGACCAGGUCUCUAUUCCAAGCUCUACUGUUUCCUUAUCACAUGAUAAGGUUCUGCAGCCCCUUUUGGUGACAUGUACUGCACAGCUACACAGCUAUAUUGAAAUAUGGCUGAAAUUAUGAAGUGAUGAGUCAGUACAACACAUUUUUAUUAAUAUGAACUACAUCUUCUACUCUCAGGUACGUUGCCAAAGCUUGACCCAACUUUAAAUUUGGCAAUUCCCUUCAUAUUUUUCUCCUCCAUGCAUCGUGUGAUUCACUAAAGAAGCCGCGAUUGAAAUAAACCUGAGAAUUUCAAAGCAUCAAAAUAGAUGCAGCCACAUUGCAGAAGAAACAGAAAUAAACAGAACAAAGAGGAUCCUUUCUUCUCCCCCCCAUCGUUUUCAGUCAUGUAGUUACACGGCUCCACUGGAUACAUUUGACCACAGGAUCAGGCCUCAUGUACAGAGCGGGAUCACAUCCAGGCAGGCAUCUUGUUAAGCAAUGCUUGUAACAGUUCAGACAACUGCACAGGGAGUAUGGAAAUGGCCGUUUCUCUCUCUGCUCUUUAUUCAAUCCAUCUUUCAAGACUGCUUUCCAGAGGGAUCGUUGCUGUAGCAAACAGCCUCGCACCAAAACAGGACAUGGCAGCCUUGCCCCCACACCCUGCACGCACACACGCACACUGCUGUCUCUUGCCUUUCCGAGCGGUGCCUGCAGGCUGCCGUGUGACACCCGGCUCGUCCGCCCUCUGAGCAGCACACAGCCCUGUGCUCUGCCUGACCCAAACCUGACAAAGCCUUCUCACUUCUCGCAGGCUGAAAACAGCCCCCCUUCUCCUCCUGAAGUGAGAGACGGUUAAUGCUUUUAUUCAUCACAGGGGAGCAAGACAAACCCAGCCAUGCUAGUAAAUCUCCUCUGCUUGCUGACAUGCGUCAGACACAACAUUCUCAUCCUUAAAAGCUGGAGC